UGUAUUGCCCUCCUCAUUUGAUUGAACAAUCAGCAGAAGUGAACAUCUAAAUCUGCUGGCCAUGGAGAAACGGUCACCUGUGGCCUAAACCAUUGACUCAUCACACAGUGACAUCAUGGAUCACACGUUUCCCAAUGUGACCGCUGUGUUCUUUGGGAAUUCUUCAUCAGUCCAGUUUGGACAUGAAAACAUUCUUCUAGGAGAAAAACAGACUAAUACAGAAAAUGCAGAAAUGUCCAGAAUUGUUCCUUUGCAGAGGAAGAUAUCAGAACGUCACAUCUCUGUGCUCAACAUAACUGGUUUACAUGAGACUGAACUUUACCUGGACUGUGUGGAUACUCUCAUUGGUCAGCUAGUGAAUGAAAAUGAAAUCCAUGCCUUCAUCUUUGUUGUGCGACUGGGCCAGUUAACCAAUGAUGAUCAGAUGGUUCUGGAAUGGCUUCAGAGAGUGUUUGGUGACAAAGUUCUUCAGUUUGUGAUGAUUCUCCUCACCUACGAGAGAGAAGAAGAGACUGACAUUAUAAUAGAUGAUCUGAAGAAAAACCCUGUUCUGGAGCAACUGCUGGAGAAAUGUGGAGGAAGAUAUCAAACCUGCAACAAAAGGAUGAACAACCAAUCAGAGAUGAGAGAACUGAUGAACAAGAUUGAGCUUCUGUUUAAUGAGAAUCAACAGCAGUGUUACACAAGAGAGAUAAACAAUACAGCAUUAAGACAGAAAGAAGAGUUGAAAAAGAGUGAAUGUGAAAGUGAUGAACAUUCAAUCAAUAAAGAAACAAGGGAGCACACCGCAACAGAGACAAGAGACCCACACAAGGGAACUACAGAAGAGCUUAGAACACACAGAGAGAAACCAGAUCAACAAGAAAAGGAAAUGCUUACAUGCUCAAAAAAGCUCUUUGACAGACUGAAUCUUAAAGGCAGGAAUGAUCAUGAACUGAGAGCUGCAGAUGUUGUUCAGUUAACUGAACAUUCCUUACAGUCUCGUGAAUCUUGUGCUGAAGAGGAGCUGAUUCAGACUCUCCUACAAAAACUACUGAUGAUGGACUACAGAGCAAGAUAUAUUCAUGUUAAUAAGGCCAAUGAAUGGGGACAAAUACAACAAAGAGAUAAUGACUCAGCUAAAUAUGAGUGUGACAUUUUCGAAGAAAUGUUUUUGUCUAAUGAAGGAUCAAAUCAGUCUGAGCGAAUCCACCCGAUGGAUGUUCAGAUGGCUGUGUUUCAUUGUGCUGAUGGUUUCCUGAAGCAGUUGAUGGUCACUAAACUGUCCCAGUGUCAGUACGCUCUGCCUCUGCUUGUUCCUGAUCCAUUCACACAACAGAUUGAGUUUCCUCUCUGGACAUUCAGACAAAUCAACAAGAGCUGGAAGAUGAAAAACACCAACAAUGAGAUCAUCAGUCAAACCCAACCGAUCUACAAGGCACAAACUCCAAUGGUGUCUUUCUUCAGGUUUGGCUCUGUGUCUUCAUCCAAGUCUCAGCUGAUGAACAGUCUGAUCAAUGAGAAACACAACACGUUCUUCCACAGGAACUGUCCAGGCAGCAGCAGAACCAGAGUCCUGAUGGAUGGAGUGGUGGAGAUCGCCUGGUUCUGCCCCUCUGGGAAAAACACGGAUAAAUUCACUGACUGUGUUGCGUUCUGUAAUCUACACGGUGAUGCUGGAGAUCAAGAGAAACAACUGAAGAUCCUCACUGAAAUGGCCUCAGUCAAUGUUGUUCUUCUACCACAACUUCAGAGGGAUGACAGAAGCAUAAUAAAAGUUCAAAACCUCUACAAGGACUCAAAGCCACUCAUUUGUCUUUUUACCGAGGAUGUUUCAACUCUCAUUGAGACACGGAAAGGAAAAUACAAGAUUGGACUGAAAGACAGAAAUCAAUCAGAUGUGUCUGAAGAACUCAGAAGAGCUAUAAAUAUUUGUCUCUCAUCUUCAGAAUCAUCUUCCACUUUCAGACUUGAAGAUGUGUCCAAACACUCAGACAUCAGAGUAGAUGAGGAAGAUGAUGAAGACUGCAGGAGAGGAAGAGAAGCAGCACAGCAGAUGAUGAGUUUACUGGAGAAGAAAGAUCUGACAGAAAUCAAAGACUCAUUUCUGCCUCAUCAGGGGAAACUGUGGCAUCAGUGGAGUCAGAAGAACAAAGAACUACAUCGACCUAAAGCAGAUGAGAUUGAAAAGGAAAUAAGUAAAAAACAGACAGAAAUGAAGAAAAUUCGCCAACAACAGCAUACGCAUGGCAUCAGCGAGUUUAUGAAGUCUUUUAUUAAAGAAAUGAACUCAAAUGCUGCAAAUAAGAACAUGUUUUUUCUCAAAUGGCUCAGAAUCCUCCUGGAUGAAUAUACAUCAGCUGACCUUUCUAAUCUGCAUCACAAAUAUGAUGAAACAUGGUCAAAUGUCUUAAAACUGAAAGAGAAAAAUGAUAAUUCUGAAAAACUUAAAGAUGAACAAUCUGACCUUGAGAGAAUAUCUGAGGAACUUCAAGCAGCAACAUUUGGGGUGGAGCACAUCAUGAGGGAGAUCGGUCAGAUCUAUGAAUCAUGUUCAUCUGUGGAGAAGAACAAGAAAGAUCUGCCGUUUCACUUCUCUUCUCUCCCGAGUCUCGCAGCAGAGAUGAUGAUAUCUGGAUUUCCACUGGAGCUGAUGGAUGGAGAUGCUGCUCAUGUUCCUGUGAUCUGGAUCUCUGCUGUUCUAGAUAAACUCAUCCAGAAACUGGGAGACAGAGAGUCUUUGUGCUGUCAGUUUUAG
Molecule: messenger RNA, 2737 nt
Organism: Pimephales promelas (fathead minnow)
Lineage: Eukaryota; Metazoa; Chordata; Actinopteri; Cypriniformes; Leuciscidae
Source: RefSeq, a predicted model, not a curated record